CCGUCAAAAUCGUAUUGAAUAUUCCUUUUAUUAAUUUAUUAUAGACUAUCAAUAAUAAAAUGGUGUACAGUAAACAUUAAUAACUGUUGUUUGACAUAAAUUAUGCUAAUUUUACCAAAGUUAUAUAUAACUUAUUGAAUAAAGUGAACCUAACAUAGUACUUUCUCCAUUAGAAAUGUUGAUACAAAAAUUAUUUGUAAUUAUUUGAAAGCACAUUAAUAACAUAUUGCCCUCCUUCAAAAGACUCAGUCAUGAUGUCUGAUGAUGGAAUGGAGAAUCGACAUGGACCGCCUGGGAUUAACUCACGCUCCCUCAGCGCAGCACACUCCGCUGCAGAUUUGGAGGUGCUUCGUGAGAUAGAGAACGUAUAUUUCUCUUCACCGUCGGAGUUCGACGCUGGGCGGUACGUGUUGGAGCAUGCACCGUCGCCACUAACAUGCGACGCCAUAGAGCAGAUGUUCAGCAAACUGAAACGGCAACAGCAGGUAGUGUCCGGUAAAGCCCUUCAUUUAAUAUCACAACAGCGCGACAACUGCGAUCGCGAAUUCGCCGAAAUACAAAACAUCCGCCAACAUUUGUCACAAACAUUGGAAACGUGUCGCAAAGCUAGGGACCACUUACGAAGCGCCUCCAACCACCUCACAAUCUCAACAUUUGUCAUACUCGCAAACUUUAGAAAGAGACAAAUUAUACGUUCUGUACUUAAAUCUUUAGAAUUAUUAAGAAGUUUACGCAGUGUUGAAGAAGACGUAGCAGAUUUAAUGGAAAAGAAAGAGUAUUACGAAGCUAUAGAGCUUAUUUUGAAAAGUCGGAAAGCUGCUGCUAGCCACAACGAGUAUACAUGCAUUGCGGAUCUGACGACUAGACUCCAAGACACGUUAGAUAUGACAGAAGAGAAAUUAGACUCAGUGCUCUCAAAGAUAUGUUAUAAUUUCGAUGAGCACAUCUUUAGGAAACUUAAAAAGGCAUACACACUAUUAGGGAAGAUGCAAGCCGCUAUGGAACAGUUGCAUAUGCAUUAUUCCUCAGCAGUUAAUGAAUAUGCUAUUGAAGCAGUUAAACCAUAUGUAGGAGAUGUGACAAUAGAAAUGAAGUUCCAAGAUCUAUGUCAAGCAGUGCAAACAAAUAAAGCACCUGUGUGCCUUUUAAAUUUGUGCGAGAAUCUCUUUCUCAUAAUGAGGAGUUAUUACCUUUUAGUAAAUUGGCAUUCCAAGCAUGACGGUGAAGAAACGGCAUCGAGUUCUAAUAACGUUUUCGAAAUAGAAAAGAAUGUUAGUAGAGAAUACAUUAGACAAAAAUUAAAAGCGGGUUUGAUUAGAAUUUGGCAUGACGUACAAGCCAAAGUGUCUACCUUUUUGAAAAGCUCUGGACUAGAAGAAUAUCCAUUUGAAAAGUUCAUACAAAUGCUAGGCAUACUUAGGAAACUGACGCAAGUGGCCGAAGUGUUUUGCGGCGACAAAUCAGAUAUCCUUCAAGAUUUUAUAAAGACAAAUAGUGUGUUGUAUAUAAAAAACUAUCACAGAGGUCGUAUGGACGAGUUGAAAUUAUUUUUAGAGAACGAGGGCUGGGAACAAUGUCCUGUCAAGUCUACUUUCAACCUUCUAAUGUUGCAAGAGUUCAAACUGUUCAAAAAAUACCUCACCUCAUUCAGAUCUGACAAGUCCAUUUCGAGACCCCAAUCCGAUGGGACUUCUUCAGUGCAUUCACAGGAAGACAGUGUGUAUAUAAAGAAAUACUUUACUGAAAAAACAAAGCAUACACCGUUUGAAAUAUUCCGAAGCGAAAACGUCACAAACGAUGAUAUUUUCGGUCUAGAGCCUGAAUUCGACCCGAGUGAUGAGUCUGAUGAUGAAUUAGAGGUAUAUAGAGAUUUAAUCGAAGACGCCGACAAAGACGAGUAUAAUACAAAUGAAAAAAUCAUCGAGAGCCCUUCAAAAGUUAAGAACAGUGUUAUUGUAACAAACACGACGUUGUCAGUCUUAAGAAAUUGCGGACAAUACUUGCAAAUUUGCAGAUAUCUCCCUCAAAUUUCUUUGGAGGUGGUCAUGUUCAUGAAUCAACUGUUUGAUUACUAUUUCUACACGGUACACCUCUUCUUCACUUCAGAUUUAGAAGUAGCGUCGUCUACUUUGUACAGUACAAAAUUGAAUGCAGUCCUCAAAAGAAUAUCUAAUAAUAUACAAACAAAUCUUGGAGCCGGCGACAAUGAUGGCAAGACGUAUUUGUGUCCCGAAUUACCUCAGCAUUUAACCCUGUCUUCUGAAGAAACAUUGCACGGACUUAGCGAAAGAAUUGUUGCAGUAGAAAGUGUAAUAUUUCUAGCAAACCAAUAUGAACUUCUUCAGCCGUAUUUAGAGUCUAUUGUCGCUCAACAUCAGAGGAUGAUAUUAGAGCAUUUUAAGGAUAACACACUAGCUGUUGUAAGUGAUUUACGUUUGCCUGUAUAUAUGUGUUCCGCGUCAAAAGCUGUUGACGCUAGAUCGUCGUUAAUAGCAAUGUCUCAAGUGAAAUGGGACGUCAAAACUGUGGCAGUAGACCACAGUCCAUACGUAGAUAUGAUAACCCGGAAAAUUCAAGUGUUCGCGUUACGUUUGGAGAAUAUAUCGACGAAGGUCACUUUAAAUUUGGAAGUGUUAAAUUCAAUUUGGUCCAUGGUCGCAAAGUUUGUUGUACAUUUACUAGUAGAGGGCUUCUCGAACGCGACCAAAUGUUCGAACGGCGGUAGGGGACUAAUGCAAUUGGACUAUAGACAAUUGUUUGUGAAAUUGGAGAAGAUAUCAGGUUUAAAACCAGUGCCGUACCAAGACUAUGUAGAUAGGUAUGUGAAAGCGUAUUAUUUGCCUAGGAAAGGCCUAGAAGACUUUGUUAGGGAACGGACAGAGUUUUCAAACAAACAUUUGCUGGCGUUAGUGACAUCGGCGUGUGAGAAUAAAAGAGAUAGGCAAGCGUUAAUUGCAAUUAUCGAAAGCAGAGAUGCCACGAAUACUUAAUCAUAUUUUAUUUUAGAAUGUUGUUCAUGUUGUAAUCUCCAUUUGAUAUCUUUAUAUCUCAUUCCAUAAUAUCACUUAUUAUAAUUAUUGUAAGGUAUAAAAUCCAAUGAAUCUCUGGAAUCAGUGAUGUGAAUAAUAAUUUAUAAGCAUAGCAGAUUUAUCGAUUAUCGAUACAGAUCA
Messenger RNA from Achroia grisella, 3170 nucleotides. It is a transcript of the gene Vps50, whose product is annotated as syndetin. Gene Ontology annotation, biological process: endocytic recycling; retrograde transport, endosome to Golgi. Gene Ontology annotation, molecular function: SNARE binding. The transcript is spliced from 4 exons. NCBI's taxonomy places the organism in Eukaryota, Metazoa, Arthropoda, Insecta, Lepidoptera, Pyralidae. Bases 252 to 2990 code for a protein of 912 amino acids. The record is from RefSeq and is a predicted model, not a curated record. Gene Ontology annotation, cellular component: EARP complex.